GAAGCAAACUGCUGAUUUUGGUGCUUUGCUUGAACAUCCAGUCCCAAGUGGAGUCUUGCCCCGGGGCCUGUGUAUGCUACAGUGAACCCAAGAUCACCAUCAGUUGUCAGCAGCAAGGCCUGACAGCAAUCCCCACAGAGAUCCCCAUCCAGAGCCAGCGCAUCUUCCUGCACAACAACAGGAUAACCCUGGUGAGAUCCACCAGCUUCACCUCCUGCCGCAACAUGAGCAUCCUUUGGAUCCACUCCAACAACAUCAGCCUCAUCGAACCUGGAGCCUUCUAUGGGCUCACCAAACUGGAGGAAUUAGAUCUCAGUGACAACAUGAACCUGAAAUCUAUCAACCCUGUGACCUUCAGGGGGCUUGUUCACCUCCACACCUUACACCUGGAUCGUUGUGGGCUCCUGGAGCUCUCCACUGGGCUUUUUCGAGGGUUGUUCUCCUUGCAGUAUCUCUACCUUCAGGAUAAUAAUCUUCAGAUCCUGCUGGAUGACACCUUCAUAGAUCUGGCAAACCUCACCUACUUGUUUUUGCAUGGCAACAAAAUCAAGAGCUUGUCUGAGAACGUCUUUCGUGGGUUGAUCAACCUGGACCGGCUGCUCCUGCACCAGAACAGGGUCAGCCUGGUCCACAGAAGGGCUUUUCAUGACCUUGGGAAGGUGAUGACCUUGUAUCUGUUUAACAACAACCUGACAGUGCUCACAGGGGAGACCAUGGCUCCCUUGGUGUCCCUCCAGUACCUGCGCCUCAAUGGGAACCAGUGGAUCUGUGACUGCCAGGCUAGGUCUCUCUGGAAUUGGUUUAAACAGUUUAAAGGAUCCUCCUCAGAGCUGGAGUGUCACCUUCCCCCUCGUUUGGCAGGGAAAGACCUCAAAAGGCUGCAGAGCUCUGACUUGGAAGGAUGUGUUGACCCCUUCAACCAGAUACGAACAAGUGUUUUUAGCACUAAAACCAGAUCUGGGAAACUCCCAACUGGGCUUCCCCCUCUGGGUUCUCAUGAUGGAUCCUCCAAGUGCUGCCAACCAGAAAUGGAUAAGUCUUUUAUUUAUGAAGCUAAAGGCAAGUCAGGGCCUUCUUCCCACAGCAGUCGCUCAUCCAACAACCACCUCAAGGAGAAGGAGAACAUGUCCAAACCCAAGUACGUUGAGCCAGACCCUUCCAAAAAUGGCAGCAACAAGCAGAUAAAUGAUUCCCCUUUUGGGACCUUCCCCAGCAUUGUAGAGCCUCCAUUGACCAAGUUGAAACCUGAGUUUCUAGAGCCUAUUGAACCUUCCACAGUCCCAACCAAAAAGAGGCAGAGCUGCUCCAAAAAGAACAGGUCAAAGGCUCAGUGCCGCCUCACCCAGCAAGGGAGCAGCAGCUCCACGUUACAGCUCAGCCUAAGCCUUUGCAUCCCUCCCUUGGUGUGGAGCUUACUGUUCUUGUGCUAA
This is a messenger RNA of Acanthisitta chloris (rifleman), 1430 nucleotides long. RefSeq names its product reticulon 4 receptor (gene RTN4R). The transcript has a single exon. Gene Ontology annotation, molecular function: protein binding. NCBI's taxonomy places the organism in Eukaryota, Metazoa, Chordata, Aves, Passeriformes, Acanthisittidae. The record is from RefSeq and is a predicted model, not a curated record. Gene Ontology annotation, cellular component: plasma membrane. The annotation marks the transcript as partial.